Anguilla anguilla (European eel) is the source of this 3623-nucleotide messenger RNA. RefSeq names its product PHD finger protein 13 (gene phf13). Lineage: Eukaryota; Metazoa; Chordata; Actinopteri; Anguilliformes; Anguillidae. Bases 162 to 1373 code for a protein of 403 amino acids. The transcript has 5 exons. Gene Ontology annotation, molecular function: chromatin binding. The record is from RefSeq and is a predicted model, not a curated record. Gene Ontology annotation, biological process: mitotic chromosome condensation.
GCCUCCUGCUGUCGUCACAGGUUGAGAUACUGUUAGGUAGAGACACAGUUAGUCAGGAGUACAGCACUGUGAUAACGUUCGUUGGCUUGUGUGUCGAAAGGUUACAGUCGUCGUGUUGAUUAAAAGACGUCUAGUUUUGGAUUGCUGUUAUGUGAUUUGAGAUGACCAGUGAUAUUUCCAGGGAUUCAAUAAGAGAAAUGGACGCGUCAUCUUCCUAUACAUUCGGUUCAGAGGGCUACAGCCCGAGUUUCAAACGCCGUCGGACCGUAGAGGAUUUUAACAAGUUCUGCACCUUCGUGUUGGCCUACGCCGGGUACAUCCCCUACCCUCAGGAGGAGGCGCCACUGAGGAGCAGCUCCAGCCCGCCCAACAGCACUGGCAGCACCGCGGACAGCGACGGCUGGGAGACCCCGCGAUGCGACCGCGACCCUGACCACGACCGCGACCCCCCCUCCGGCAGCGACCCGCCCCGGCCCAAGAAGUGCAAGAGCUUCGGCAGCGGGCCGCAGGGCCCGGAGAAGCGGGCCGGGGGGGGCCGCCCUGCGCCCGUCAAGCGCUCCAAGCCCUCGGGCCUCCUGCUGGACGGCAGGCAGAAGACCGACAAGGUGAAGAAGAAGAAGAAGCUGAGGAGGAGGGAGGGCGGGGAGCCGAGGACGCCGCUGCCGCCGCCGCCGCCGACCGUCAAACCCGAGGCCAGUCCGCCCUUCACGGGGCGGCCGAUCAAGGAGGAGCCCGAGGACGACUUCAGCACCUCCACCCCGUACGGGCGCGCCCACGACCCGCACACGCACACCCCUGACCCAUACGCUCGCACCCCUGACCCAGGGCGAUCAGGGGCGGCGGCAGGCUUCGGGCCCAGUCCCAUCGGGCGCUUCGCCCCGGACACGCCCGGAUUCGCCGUUCGCUGCAAGGAGGAGCCGGACGCGGAGCUGCCCUGCUGGGAGCCCAGCACCUCCAGAGGUCUGGAGUCUCGGGCCGCCGCCCGGGAGGAUGAAGAUGAGGAUGACGAUGAGGACGAGGACGAGGGGGUGGCGGUGAAGGUGGAGGGGUUGCCCGGGAAACGAACUGUGAUCCGACAGGGCAAGCAGGUGGUGUUCCGGGAUGAGGACGGCUCUGAGGACGAUGAGGACAUCAUGGUCGACUCGGACGACGACUCCUGGGACCUGGUGACCUGUUUCUGCAUGAAGCCCUUCGCUGGACGGGCCAUGAUCGAGUGCAACCAGUGCAACACCUGGAUCCACCUGUCCUGUGCCAAAAUCCGCAAGUCCAACGUCCCCGAGACGUACGUGUGUCAGAGGUGCAGGGACGCAAAGUUCGACAUCCGGCGCUCCAACCGGUCCCGCAUGGGGUCCCGGAAGCACCUGUUGGAUUGACCCCCCCCCCCACUUCCCAAACGCUCCCUGCCAGAGUUUUGUACGUACCUAAUGGCAGGGGUUGGGAGAAAACAGACUCCACAGUUUAGACUGAAUCAGCCACGCAUUCGAGCACACGAAUCGGUGCGUGAGUGUUUUCCUAAAGACGUUUGUGCGCAAGGCAAUCAGUACUGGUCAGAUGAAAUCUACAGCAUUAAACCAGCCGGCUUUGACUGUUGAGGCGGAUGUCUUGAAUGGACUCCAGGAGGAGUGAUGUAGAGCAACUCGGGUGGAUGUGACCUCUGGUACAGAAUGGAGGGGGACGGCUGGAAUCGGUAUGGUGGUGAUUGGUGCACUUUUUAAGAGGACGAGGAGGGUUGGUCACAAACUCCUUACAUAUUGCGGUUUCAGUGGUGCCGUUAUCGGAUCCUUGUGUUAAUAACUUAGUGAUGAUAACUCGAGACUUGAUUCCUUGAUACUUCCAAACACCCCAAAUAAUUCUUGCGUAUCCUCUGAUGUUCACCUUUUUGAUGGAUUUUCGUCCCCCUUUGUCUUUUCUCCUCCCUUAGUCAUAAUCAUAAAAAGGAGAACCUGUUUAAUACAUUGUUGGAUUUUAUUCAUUUUUUUGUUUUGUAUGGAUUUUGAAAAUGUCUUGAUUCUAAAUGCAAAUGCUUUGUUUUUAAUGGUAAAGCUAGUGAAGAAGCAGACUGUCAGUCUGCCCUGAAUUUGAUUGGUCCGUUUGUGACAGCUGUGAAACUGAACUGAUGUCAUAGCUGGUCGUGGGUGCAGUUGUGCCUUUCUUUAACCUGUGGAGUUAGGCGUGGGCUCUACCUGUGUGUAUCUUUUUCCGUUUCCUUACAUUGUCUUGCACGCAGUGUUCUGCCAUCCAGCCAGAAGCUUUAGUGUAAACUUUAACCUUUUCAGAGAUUGUUCAUGUUCAUUUUUUGUGUUCAUACUGUGUUUUUUUUUGUUUUUUAUUAUUCCCCUUGUUUUUGUUCAGCCAGGCACUUGAAGCUUGUUCGCAUCACUUUUGUGUCUAUAGGAUAAAGAUUAAUGAGCCUGUACUGGGGGAAGGGCUAAAUUUCCUGUUGUCGGUUUGUUCUAGAACCACACAGCUGUUGAAACGUGUAAAAAAUGUAUAAAAUCUACUGCAGAACGCAUUUUAAGGAAACUUUAAAAAGGAUUAGUUGCCAGCAGCAUAUGCUUUUCUUCUUUAGUUUUUAUUUGCUUAUGUUUUUUUCACCCACAACACUGGACAGCAAAUGUGUCAUUUGGAGUGUUAAUUGGUCAGUGUUUAUAAAGGACGCCUGUGGUUUAGUCAGAGGGAUGGGUUGCCAGGUGAUUCAGUUCACACUACUUUUUAUGGGCUGCAGUGGGAGCACCUGUUGCAAGUAUCUUGGUGUGUGCAACAAUCUUGGGUUUGUCAUUUUACACAGUAGCACAUUGGGGGGCUGGCUUCUUGCCAACAAAACUGGAAAGAACUAACUCUGCUGGGAUGUAAGUCUUGUUUUGGGUGGGUGGCUGGUUAAUCUAGAGGACCACUCAAUGUAACCCCCCCCCCCACAUCAACGUUUGCCUUUCGAUAGACAGCCACAAUACGUCUUGUCAGCACACCCUUCCCAUCAGCCUUGUUAAAACCCUUCACUCCGAGCUUCCAGGUGUUCUAAUCUCCGCUUUGGCGCUCGGCCAAUAGGAAGAGCCAGAGUCGUCUCUUUACACGGCGAGGGAGAUCGCAGCGUCCAAUCGCUGCUCGGGAAUCCGUGUGCUGAGCCUAUCAGCAGUCACCUCUCUCCCGUUGGCAGGAAUUUGCUUAUGUUCGUUUGCAAGCUAAAUGCUGCCAUUUUUAGGUCAGGCGUGUUCUGUUUUCUUAUAAGAGAGUCUUCUGAAGGCAGUUCGUAUGGGUGAAUUCUUUUUCUCCUCUUUUGUCAUUCAUUUAACAGGAUAGUGUUGGUGGGCGUGUGCAUUGUUUUGAGCUGUCUGAUAUAACUGGAUGUAAAUUAGGACAAACAGGAUAAGUUGAUUUUCAGUGGUUAAAGUGUAAAGUUUAUACCGUGUCAUUUGUGUAAUCUACUGUCAGGUUUACCAAAAAGGACAUUUUAUCGCUUUCUGUUUUUCAGAGAAAUCAUGAGAUGUUUUGUACACAGUGUGACAGCACAAAUGAGGAGUUAUCUGCUUUCUAGUUAGAUUGGAAAAGUGGGGCCAUGGAGAGCCGUUUCUGUGAAACUGCCUAUUGUAAUUUGUUGUAAAUAAAGAUCUAAUGAUUUUAAUCAA